CCCGCGUCCAGAAAAAGAUCCACUUUGACUUGGCUGAAAAAAUUUCACUAAAAAAAAACAAAAAGAGAAACGAAAUCACCUUUCUCAAGUCUCACUGGUCAAUACCGAAUACUUUCCACCUUUUUUCUAUCUUCUUUCCCGCUUGCCAAACAUAAAAAUGUUCGCUAAAUUUUCUUGAAUAUUCAAUCAAGCUUUAUAUAUAUACAAGCUUUAGUACAGAGAAUAGUGUUUUGGAAGUUCAAUAUUUUCGUUUUCCUCUCAACGACCAAUACUUGAGUGACUUUGGAUCCAUCAAAGUCGAAGGAUUGGCGACGCUGUGGAGACUUGGCUCUUUACAUCAAAGCAACCAAAAGGAAAAAAAGAUGGAGCGGGUCAUCCCUGUUUGUUUAUGGUUAAUUUUGGCGUUGCAUUUGGUUCUUGGAGUUGCCGGCAAUGCAGAAGGCGACGCUUUGCAUGCAUUGAAGAACAAUUUGGCUGACCCUAAUAACGUCCUUCGAAGUUGGGAUCCAACCCUUGACAACCCUUGCCGAUGGUUCAAUGUUACAUGUAAUAAUGAAUAUAGUGUGACAAGAGUUGAAGUUGGGAAUGCAAAUCUAUCUGGUAAAUUGGUUCCAGACCUGGGUCUUCUUACGAAUUUGCAGUACUUGGCGCUGGUUGGUAAUAACAUAUCCGGGGUAAUCCCGGAGGAACUUGGAAAUUUGACCAACUUGGUGUGCUUGAAUCUUAGCCUCAAUGCUUUAACCGGACACAUUCCAACCACUCUGGGCAAGCUUGCAAAACUGCGUUUUCUGCGUCUCAACAACAACUCGUUGACAGGUCAAAUUCCUAUGGCCUUAACUACUAUUGCUACACUGCAAGUGCUGGAUCUUUCAAACAAUCGGCUAGAAGGAAACGUCCCAAAUAAUGGUUCCUUUUCAGUGUUUACUCCUAUCAGUUUUGUUAAUAAUCUACUCAAUUAUAUUCCUCCUACCCCAUUGCUUCCUGUUUCACCAACAGCUCCAACUUCAUCAGAUAUUCCUUGCAAUUUUUUUACAGCUGUCAGUGGCGGUGGCGGUGGCGGUGGCGGUGCUGUUGCUGUUAUUGUUGGAGUUGUUCCUAUAGCUGUCUUCUCGGUUUGUGCUCCUGUGAUUAUAUAUGUUUUGUGGCGUAAUAGGAAACGGCAGCAUCUUUCCAUUAACCGACCUGCUAAGCGCCCAGAAUUUCACUUGGGACAACUUAAAUGGUUUUCUUUACGUGAACUACAAAAGGCAACAGAUUUUUUUAGUGAGAAAAAUGUGGUGGGUAGUGGUGGUUCUGGUAGAGUUUAUAAAGGUCGCUUAGAUGAUGGUUCUGUUGUGGCAAUAAAAAGACUGAAACAGAGGCGUACUCAAGGUGGAUUGCAGCAGUUCCAAACAGAGGUCGAAAUGGUAAGUAUGGCUGUGCAUCGGAAUCUACUACGUCUACGUGGCUUUUGCUUGACCCCUACAGAACGGCUGCUUGUCUAUCCCUUUAUGCUUAAUGGUAGUGUUAGAUCCUGUUUAAGAGAGCGUCCAGAGUCUCAAGAACCACUUGAUUGGGGUGUAAGAAAACGGAUUGCACUAGGGGCUGCGAGGGGGCUUGAAUAUUUGCACGAUCAUUGUAACCCCAAGAUUAUACACCGUGACUUGAAGGCUGCAGAUAUAUUGUUGGAUGAGAAUUUUGACGCAGUUGUUGGAGGCUUUGGGCUGGCCAAACUGAUGGACUACAAAGAUACUCAUGUCAUAACUGCUGUUCGUGGCACAAUUGGUCAUAUAGCCCCUGAAUACCUGUCAAGUGGAAGGGCAUCAGAGAAAACUGAUGUUUUUGGGUAUGGUAUUAUGCUUCUGGAACUCAUUACAGGACAAAAGGCUGUUGAUAUUGCUCGGUUUGCAAAUGAUGAUGAUCUCAUGUUGCUUGAUUGGGUAGAAGGGCUACUGAAAGAAAAGAAGUUGGAAAUGCUGGUCGACUCUGAUCUUCAGGGUAAUUACAUAGAGGAAGAAGUGGAACAGCUAAUGCAGGUGGCUCUUUUAUGCACUCAAAGCACCCCAAUGGGAAGGCCUAAGAUGGGUGAAGUGGUGAGAAUGGUGGAGGGUGAUGGCUUGGCUGAAAGAUGGGAAGAUUGGCAGAAAAGGAAAAUGUUCCAUCAAGAGUUUAACAAUACGCACCACCCCAAUGUGAAAUGGUUUAUCCCAGACUCCACUUCUCGCAUCCUUCCAGAUGACUUAUCUGGUCCUAGAUGACCACUUCUACAAAUAUUAAGUCUUUUGGCCGAGCUGGUUUUGUACUUCAGAUGAACCACUUCUCACUUGCUUGUUACUGUAACUUUUAUAGGGUUAUACCAAUGCCAACAACAGUGGUGAAAACAGUAGGUUCUAUAGGAAAAGAACAGCAUAAGAACUAAGAAGGGCGAUCAAAGAAGCAUCCACGUACGUUAGUAUAAACUGCUAUAUUGUUUAUUACAUUAAACUUUUAUGCAUCCUUUCUAUCAUUCUCCUGCUUUCCUGACUAUAACUCAUUUUCAAAAGUGUCAUUUCUUUUCCUGUAAAAUGACACUAGUGGCUGAUGUUAAAUAUUUGGAUAUGCCGUAUGAAAAACUUAGAAAAAGUUAAAUAUA
Gossypium arboreum is the source of this 2611-nucleotide messenger RNA. Its product is annotated as BRASSINOSTEROID INSENSITIVE 1-associated receptor kinase 1-like. Gene Ontology annotation, molecular function: protein kinase activity; protein binding; ATP binding. Lineage: Eukaryota; Viridiplantae; Streptophyta; Magnoliopsida; Malvales; Malvaceae. The record is from RefSeq and is a predicted model, not a curated record. The coding region runs from base 363 to 2237 and encodes 624 amino acids. Gene Ontology annotation, biological process: protein phosphorylation. The transcript has 12 exons.